Messenger RNA from Symbiodinium sp. CCMP2592, 2406 nucleotides. The record is from the annotation of a GenBank genome assembly. NCBI's taxonomy places the organism in Eukaryota, Dinophyceae, Suessiales, Symbiodiniaceae.
AUGACUCCUGAGAAUGAGAGGCUGGUUUCUUUGGUUUUGGGAAGCAGCGCGGCCGCAUGGCCGCACAAGGCGGAUAUUGAGGCUCUGUCCAGUGUGAAGACCUUCGUGUAUGACCUGCCAGCACCUUUUCACACAGAAACUCUGAAAGCUCUGAAAAUACAAGCUGCUGCACAAGGGUCAGACUGCAAUUUUGGCCUGACAUUGUGCAACUCGCACUGGACGAGGAGCUUCACGCACAAACAUAUCUACGCAUCAGAAGUUGUGUUUCUACAGAAGUUGCUCCGGGCAGUUCCGCUGACUGAAGAUCCCUCGGAGGCAGAUCUCUUCGUUGUGCCAUGGCUGGUGAGGUCGCACUGUGCAGUCCGAGAGGUCUGGGACAGAUGCAUCAUUACCGAGCUGGCUGGUCUGCUCUGGCACUACCUGCCUCACUUCAACGAGUCCACUCGUGGAAGACAUCUUUUCUUUGCGACGGGCGGCCCACCGAACCUCCCGAUGGAUGUGCAGGCUCAGCCUCUUCAGGUCACUCUCGGCCCGGACUAUUUCCCACCAGGCCGGCCCCAUUUCGUGUCUGGACGGAUUCUGGUGCCAUAUCUGAGCAAUGACCCCUUCCUUCAACCGGGAGCCUGGCAAUCCUGGAAGAAGAUGAAGGGGAUGCGGAAGGACAUUUGGGUAUGUUUGGCAUUCUCGCUUCAGAACAUCGCGCGGCACGUGCUAUUGGAUUCCUUCAAGGCUGCCACCGAAGGCAAUGGGACUCUGGCAUGGCCUGGACCUAUCCGAAUUAUCGGGUUCAACAGGAAGAUGACUGCCGUCGGCACUCCGACGGACGAGACAACCCCCCGCGAGCUGCUGAAGUUGUUGUCGAGAUCGCGAUUCUGCGUUGUGCCACCGGCAGACACGUCGAGCAUUGGAAAACGAUUUUAUGAUGCGGUUCUGACUGAGUGCAUUCCCGUGGUUAUUGCAUUUCCAACAAAGUACGGAUUGGGAAAAUCCUGGUGGACUUUCGACGGUACUCCAGUGGAAUGGAGUCUGCCCUUCGCGCAACAAGGCUUGGAUUACGCGAAGCUUGCCAUUGAAAUACCCGUGGAAGAGUUGCGACGGGGAAAUGCCGUAGCAUACCUCGCUGCAGUUUCGGAGGCUGUCGUUGCGAAACGGCUCGCAUACCUUCGGGCGGUCCGCAAUCAUUUAAUCUUUGAUUACAGUGGGGAAGCCAUAGAUGCUUUCUCCUUGGCGGUGCGUCAGCUGCUGUCCCUGCUGCCCACUGCAAGAGCAGCGCCGGUGAGAUGUUUGGACCUCCCGAGGCUUGACGACACCCCUUGGAGCAGAGAGGAGAAGAUGUGGAUCGAUGGCGUCAACCGUCAAGCCUGGGGCAUUGUCGAAUGUUAUUUUGUAGCCGGUCGGCUUCCUCUGGGGUGGGGGCCUGGCUUUCGACAUCUCUUGCCCAGUUCGCCUGCUGUUUCAGAGGAAUUCUCCCCGGCUGGUCCUAUUGGAAUACCGCGGUCACGCAGUCGUGGGCCUUCGGUACAUUGUACAAGGUGGAGUGAUGAGCCCAGCGCAGCUCGAAGAUGCGCGUUACUGGAGCCAGACCUUCGACGCACCAGCAGGUCCAAGAAUCGGUGUGUCCCAAUACGCACGGCAUGCGCUGCUGCCGCCGGCGACAUCUCCGCUUCCGUGCAAGAUCUGGUGACAUUGGCUGCAUGCACGAAUGCUUCCAAUAUUGAGAAGCAGCUUCUUGCAUUGCUUGAUGGUCGGAGGAACACUUCGCGGUGGAGUUUUACAGUCUACCAAGCUGCAUGCCGAGGUCCUUCUGGGCAUUCCUUUCCCCCGAAGCACACACCUUUUAUGUUCUUCACUCACAUACUGUUAAAUUACGAAUCUCGGUCCGGGAUCGUUGCAUUUGUGCUGCCAAACUUUGCGCACGACUUCUACCAUGAAGUCAUGCCUCCGGCUACUCUUGAUCAGCAGGGGGUCCAGGUCGUCGUGCACGGCCAUGCCAGGCCAUGCUGGCUGUUUGAGCAGAAGCCAUCAAGCCAAAACACUGCAUCUCUCUGCUACCUGUACCAAAGGACCUUCGAGCGGAUUUGCAAUGGUGAGGAUGCCCACGUAAUGCUGAGAGUCAGGCCGACGGCGAUCUUAACAAGUUGGAAUGUCAUACGGCGAGUGCCAAAGCAUCGGUUUGAGAUGGCGAUGCGCCACUCAUCUUCGCCUCGUGACAUGCACGACAUCAUGGGCCUCUUGGCAAUCCUGCUAUUGCAGACCAUUUUACCGGAGCCCUUGGCGGAAAUGGCGCUUCGGUCUGGUCGACACCUCGAAAGCGACAAUGUGGAGCAGCUUGUGUACAGUAACGUUGCCGGGCAUCGGAUUUUUCAAGAGACUCGACAAGAAAGCUCGUUGUCAUGUCAGGUGUAG